UCCUGGGCACAGGGCAGGGAAAGACUCUUUUAAAGGGAAAUUUGGGGUAUUGAUGGUGGAGUUUCAGGAGUUAGGAACAGUUUCAGGGAAACUUUUAGUCUGUUCAGGUUGCUAUAAAAUAUCCCAGACUGCAUAACUUAUAAACAAACAUUUCUCAUAGUUAUGGAGGCUGAAAGUCUGAGACCAGGGUGCCAGCAUGGUCGGGUGAAGACUCUCUUUCUGGCUCAUAACUGGCACCUUCUUAGUAUGUCUUCAUAUGGUAAAAGGGGCUAGGGAGCUCUGUGGGGUCUCUUUGAUAAAGAACAUUAAUCCCAUUCAUGAGGGCUCCGCCCUCAUGAGCUUAUUACAUCCUAAAAGAUCCACCUUCUAAAGCCAUCACAGCAGGUAUUAGGAUUUCAACAUAUGAAUUUGGGGGUAACACAGAUAUUCAGACCGUAGCCCCUUUUAUGGAGAGGUUUAGGAUACCUAGGGAGGCUUGGGGCAUUGAGAAACUUAGGGGUUCCUGGGAAGGGACUUAAGAGUCACAUCCCCAAAAGGAAAUGUUCAGUGAGGGUCUGGAUAAGGAGAAAUGACAAGUACCCUGAACAGGAUGAGAGGAAAAACAGAAGGGCAGGUGGGAUAUAAGGGGUUGCCCAGUGCCUCCACUUCCUUGCCUCCCAUGACCUCCCCAUCAUUCUGGCCCCACCCCAUUCUCCCAAAUACUGCUCACCAAAGUCAUCAAACUACCUGUUCUGCAGUGGUCUACACUGUUAGCUGCACCCAGAAAGCCUCUCAGACUCUCAGCAAACAUUCCAGGUGGCCUCAUCUGUGGCUGCCUUGGGCUAAGCUCUGGGGACACAGAACAGGUCACAGCUGGUCCCUGCCUUCAAGAAACUCACAGGCCAGGAGGGGAAACAGACACAUAAGGGCAACACAGUAUGAUUAGGACAGUGACAGAGGGAAGCACAGGGUGAUUUAAGAGCACGGAGUCAUCAGAAGACUCCCUGGUGAAGGGGACCCCUGAGUUAAGCCUUGAAAGGUGGGUAGCAGGAGAAGGGCAUCCCCAGCAGAUGGCAAUGUGUGCAGAGCCACGGGGAGGGAAGAAGUGGAGCCUCACCUGGAACUUUGUUCUGUACUGGAGAAGCCAAGCACAAGGCUGAAGAGGUCACGGAGGGCUAGGUUACAGAGCACCUCAAAUGCCAGCAUGAGGAGGAUUCUAUCCUGAGGAUGAAGAAACUGAGACCCAAAGAGAGAUAGUAACUUGUCUAGGGCUACCUCCAACAUGCAGCCUCCUGCCAUGGUGUCUCUGCUGCUUGUGUCCAUGGGCCUCAUGGAAGCACUUCAGGCCCAGAGCCACCCCAUCACUCAACGAGACCUCUUCUCUCAAGAAAUGCCCCUGGAUAUGGCCCCAGCCUCCUUUGAUGACCAGUAUGCUGGCUGUGCAGCAGCCAUGACAGCUGCCCUCCCGGAUCUCAACCAAACAGAGUUCCAGGCCAACAAAGUGUAUGCUGACGGCUGGGCACUGGCAAGCAGCCAGUGGCAGGAGCGCCAGGCCUGGGGACCAGAGUGGGGCCCCAGCCCUACCCGGCUGCCCCUGCCACCCCCUGGCUUCCGCGAUGAGCAUGGGGUGGCCCUCCUGGCCUACACAGCCAACAGCCCCUUGCACAAGCAGUUCAACGCAGCCGUGCGGGAGGCGGGCCGCUCCCGAGCCUCCUACCUCCACCACUUCUCCUUCAAGACACUCCAUUUCCUGCUGACUGAGGCCCUGCAGCUGCUGGGUAGGGGCCAGCGUUCACCCCAGUGCCGCCAGGUGUUCCGAGGGGUGCAUGGCCUGCGCUUCCGGCCAGCAGCACCUGGAGCCACCGUAAGGCUGGGAGGAUUUGCCUCUGCCUCCCUACAGAAUGUUGCAGCCCAGCAGUUUGGGGAGGACACCUUCUUUGGCAUCUGGACCUGCCUUGGGGCACCUAUCAAGGGCUACUCCUUCUUCCCUGGGGAGGAUGAGGUGCUGAUCCCCCCCUUUGAGACCUUCCAGGUAAUCAAUGCCAGCAGACCAGCCCAGGGCCCUGCCCGCAUUUACCUCCGGGCCCUGGGCAAGCGCAGCACAUACAACUGUGAGUACAUUAAAGAUAAGCAGUGCAAGUCUGGGCCCUGCCGUCUGGAUAACUCAGCCAUGAGUCAAGGCCCCAUUUCUGCAGUCUGGUCCCUCCUACUGCCACUCUGGCUCCUUGUCAGAGGAAACUUUCCAUAGACUCCAGGCCUCCCAUCAUCCUUCCAACACUGAACAGCCCUGCCUGCUGCCUCUACCCAACAUGGGGAUGUUGGCCACAUGUGUGCUUUAAAGGCAGCCAGGAUCCAUGGUAACUCCAUCUGCUGGGAACUCUGGGACGUUGGUAGCUGCCAGGCCUGCUGAUGGAGAAAUAAGGGAAUCUGAGGACUGAGCCUUAGCCAAGGCUCUAAGAAUGAGACACUGAAUAGACACGGGGGUCUCUACAACAGGCAACAACUCACUUGGAGGUUAAACUAGUUUGGGGGGGAAUGGGGAGGAAAGCACUUGGCCAGAGCAUUUGCUGGUAUUACUCAAAUGCCUCACAUGUGCACCUGGAAAGCUCCUAUUCACUCUCCCAAGAAGCCUUCUCUGACUUCUCCCACCUGGCUGGGCUAGGGGUCCUGCCUCUCUGCUCCCACAGGUCCUUAGAUGCUUCUCUACACCACGUGUUCAUGUUUGCCUCCUGUAUCAGAUGGUGAGCUUCCUGACGGCAGGGACUGGGUCUAAAGCACAGAGGUAGUGCUAGAAAACGUGUAAAUCAAAAAGGAACAAACAUCUUGCGAAUGGCUCAUCUCUGCAGUGCCCUGCUCUGGACAUUUUCAAGCUCUCUGAAUGUCAGUGUGUAGGAAUGAUGUGGACUGGCUCUAGCUCCAGACAGUAGAGAGCAGGAGAAAUAGCAGAGACAGCAUUAGGUUCUCUGCCAGGGUCUCAACUGAAUGCGCAAUUGAAUUCUUGUCAGCAAAGACAUAUAAUUUCUGCUCUGA
Acinonyx jubatus (cheetah) is the source of this 3009-nucleotide messenger RNA. RefSeq names its product ADP-ribosyltransferase 1 (gene ART1). The record is from RefSeq and is a predicted model, not a curated record. The transcript has 5 exons. Gene Ontology annotation, molecular function: NAD+-protein-arginine ADP-ribosyltransferase activity; NAD+ poly-ADP-ribosyltransferase activity. The coding region runs from base 1262 to 2227 and encodes 321 amino acids. Lineage: Eukaryota; Metazoa; Chordata; Mammalia; Carnivora; Felidae.